Scheffersomyces stipitis CBS 6054 is the source of this 1248-nucleotide messenger RNA. RefSeq names its product tRNA dihydrouridine synthase. Gene Ontology annotation, biological process: tRNA processing. The transcript has a single exon. Gene Ontology annotation, molecular function: flavin adenine dinucleotide binding; tRNA dihydrouridine synthase activity. Bases 1 to 1248 code for a protein of 415 amino acids. Lineage: Eukaryota; Fungi; Ascomycota; Pichiomycetes; Serinales; Debaryomycetaceae. The record is from RefSeq and is a predicted model, not a curated record.
AUGACGAUACUCGAGAAAGCAAAAGGACGCGAAUUGUACGAUUCCAUGGGCCAACCAAAAAGAAUUGUUGGUCCAAUGGUGGAUCAAUCGGAAUUGGCAUGGAGGAUUCUUUCACGGAGAUAUGGCGCUGACUUAUGCUACACUCCUAUGUUUCAUGCAAAAUUGUUUGCUACUGAGCAGAAGUAUAGAGACAAUAUGUGGAGUGAAUUGGAUGGUGAUUUUGAGAAAGAUAGGCCCUUAAUAGUUCAAUUUUGUGCUAAUGAUCCCGACUACUUACUACAAGCAGCAAAAUUCGUAGAAGACAAAUGUGAUGCAGUAGAUUUGAACCUUGGUUGUCCUCAAGGAAUUGCAAAGAAGGGAAAAUAUGGAGCAUUUUUGAUGGAUGACUGGGAUUUAGUCCAUACUUUAAUAAAGAACUUGCAUGAUAAUCUAAAAGUCCCUGUGACUGCAAAAAUACGAAUCUACGAUGAUUGGGAGAAAUCACUCCAGUAUGCAAAGAUGAUUUUGGAUGCUGGAGCUCAAUUUAUUACUGUACAUGGUAGAACAAGGGAUAUGAAAGGACAGGCAACAGGUUUGGCAAAUUGGAAGGUCUUGAGAUAUUUGCGUGAGAAUUUGCCUAAGGAUCAAGUAUUUUUCGCAAAUGGAAACAUAUUGUAUCCGUCAGACCUAGGCAGAUGUGAAAAUGAAACUCAAUGUGACGCUGUUAUGUCAGCAGAAGGUAAUUUAUAUAAUCCAGGUGUUUUUUGGACAAACUCAGCAGAUAAGGAUAGACAAUUUUCUAGAGUAGACAAGAUGUUGAGAGAGUAUUUUGAGAUUGUCAAGAUAUGCCCCGGUUCAGCUUCGAGACACGCAAUGAAAGCACACUUCUUCAAAUUAUUGCAUGCAUUUUUGAAUACUCACAAAGAGUUGCGCCCAAUAAUAGGUAGGACUAGUGUACAUGCCUGUUUAGAAGAUUGGGAAGCAAUCGUAGUUAGGGUUGAAGAAAUUGUGACUGAAAUUUUCAGUAGACCCGAUAUUAACGAAAUUGACAAAAUAACUACAGGUCAAAUCCAACAUUGGGGUGGCUCGUAUAAAGAAGUGCCUUACUGGAGGUGUCAGCCUUAUUUCCGAACUGUGGACGGUGAAAAGCAAAAUACUAGAGUUCUCAAGAUUGCUGGAGAUAAAACUUCUAUUGAAUCUAAUAAUAAGCGCAAAAAUUCUAUUUCCCUCGAGCAAGAUUCCACUAAGAAGAUCAAAGACGAACAAUAG